UUCUUCUUCUUCUAAAUCUAUCAAUUUUUUUUUAUCGACGAUGAAUAAUUCCGACAACGGGAAACGGCUUCUUGUGAAACGUAAGCAUGAACAGUCCGGUAUGUACUAUUUAACUCCUCUUUCUCCGCUAGAUUUAUCCGAAAUCUCUGAAGAAAGUUUCGACCUCCCUUUUCUGGUUCCAAACCAACACCCUCUUCACUCUCAUUCCAACACUUGCGGCGGUUUGUUGUGUUUCAUCGAUCGAAUUACUGGCAAUAGUUAUCUUUGCAACCCCACAACCAAACAGUUUCAGAUUUUCCCUCCCAAGGAAGUCUCUCCAUCCCCAAAUUAUUGGAUCCAUUUUGAUGGUGGCUGUCUCGGCUACGAUUCUAAAUCUGAUGAUUACAAAAUACUAAGAAUUUGGCGUCAUCAUGGCUUAGGGUACACGAACCGAAUUUUUGAGCUGUAUUCGUUAAGAAGUGGUUCUUGGAAGGAGAUUCCGAGUCCUGAAUCUAUGCUCAAUUCUUGUACUAAUAGAAUUAUAUAUGUUAGGGGUAAGUGUUAUUGGUUUUCUUCGUCUGAUUGGUUUUCUUCAUCUGGUUCCGGAGUUGUAUCGUUCGACUAUAGUGAGGAAAGCUUCUCUUACUUGCCUUUACCACGAAUGGCUCAUAGAGAUGGUUUUAGCCUCGUCAAGUUUGAAGAUGAAGAUUUGUUAGGCAUUGUUUACUGCGGGCGACGAGGAGUUAGUUAUAAGGCCCCUCAGAUUUCGUCUUUGCCUUUGGGGAGUGAACCUGGUUACUAUUUUGAGGCUUGGGUUUGGAGAGAAGGAUGGGAUGCAGUGUUUAAUGUCUCUCUUGGUGGUGUUGUGGGAGCAGAGACGAUAUACAGGCCGUUCUUGUUUCUUCAUGGAAUGGAUCAACUGGGAGUUUAUGAUUGGGCUAAGAAAGAGUGCAAGGAGCUUGGUAUUUACAAUGCAAUCGAAGUUUUCUGUUACGUUGAGAGCAGCGUUGCGUUGCCCCGUGGAAAGCCAAUCAAUGGAUCCCCUGUUCUUCCUACUUAUGAGGGUGAGUGGCAAGGCAUGUUCGGUGAGGACCCUCGUGAGUAUGACUCUUCCCAUGAAGCCUACGAUGCAGAUCUCGAUGAUUUUGCUGCUAAUGGAUUCCGCGUCCUUGAUGAUAUAGAGUUGGAGGAGGAGGAGCAGGAGAGGAGAUACGAUGCCGUUCUUGAUUUAAAGAUGGAGCCGGAGGAGGAGGAGGACGAGAAGGAGGUUACGGAUAUUACAUAUUAUUCUGCCGAUCAUGCAUCAGAUUGUGUAUGUUGUUCUGAGUUAAACAACUAUUACCGUGCUGCAAAGUAUUUCGUAAUCAAGUCAGAUAGUGAGGAUGAUGUGCGUAAGAGUAUUAGGCAUAACGCGUGGUCAUGCACUCCCUAUGCAAACAAGAAGCUUAAUGCUGCAUAUGAGGAUGCCCAGAGAGUUGCUGAUGGCUGCCCCAUCUUCCUCUUCUUUUUUGUUGAUGGGAGUGGCCAGUUAUGUGGUAUGGCAGAAAUGACUGGCCCAGUGGAUUUUCACAGAGAUGUGGAUUUCGAUUUCCGGCUGCGAGAUAAACGGAGUGGAAGCUUUCCGGUGAAGUGGCACUUCAUAAAGGAUUUGGCAAACUUAAAAAAUUUUAGGUUCACCAUAUUGCACAACAAUGAGAACAUGCCAGGGACUGACAAAAGAGACAUACAAAGGUUGAGCUACAAGAAAGGUCUGCGGAUGCAUAACAUAUUCAAGCGUCGUACGUCAACAACAUCCCUACUCGAUUUUAUGCAGGAAGAGGGAGAAGGCAGGCUUCAGAAACAAUGAGAUGGUAUAAAUGCUGUGAUGAUGGUGUCAAUUCCAGUCGGAACAACUCCACUGGAUACCAGAAGUCGCCCUUAUGAGCAGGGACGGAUCCAGGAUUCAUCUUUAGCGGGCUGAAUUUAUUAUCGUGUCACGUUUUUCAUUAAAUUUCCGCUGCUUUAUACUAUGUGUGUAUUGUGGAGUGUUGUCGACACAUUCUGUACAACAUCGUAUUCCAGACGAAGCAAA
Messenger RNA from Salvia miltiorrhiza (redroot sage), 2050 nucleotides. RefSeq lists its product as uncharacterized. The coding region runs from base 41 to 1825 and encodes 594 amino acids. The transcript has 5 exons. Gene Ontology annotation, molecular function: mRNA binding. The record is from RefSeq and is a predicted model, not a curated record. Gene Ontology annotation, biological process: mRNA destabilization. NCBI's taxonomy places the organism in Eukaryota, Viridiplantae, Streptophyta, Magnoliopsida, Lamiales, Lamiaceae. Gene Ontology annotation, cellular component: cytoplasm.